GAGGCAAGAGAGGCAGUCAAUGAUGCAUCAGAGGAACUGUCCCUGAUGGGUUCUCUUUGCUUCCUCAAAAAACUAGAGGAGAGGGAUGAACAGGUGACCGCUGUCCUGGGGUUCUACACUGAGGGUCGAGUCCAUACUCCCCUUCAGCAGUAAGUGUACAUGGCAUAGGCCAAAUGGUAAGUUUGACUAUGGCCCCCUUAGGCAUAACACCCUAGGAAUAUGCUGAAUGUACACAGAUAGUACACUUUUGUGCAAGUUUCAUCUGAAAAGAAAGAAAAAAUAUUUAAAUUAUAAAAACUGAAUUGUCCGCUUAAGAUUGUUCAUCCAUAAUAUAGUCCUCAUUAUUUAACCAUUGCACUGCCAGAGAAUAGAAUGAGGGCUAGGUGUUUACUACAUUGAGAUACUAGUUACAUAUGGGCUCAGUAAAACACGACUUCUGCAUAAGUGAAACAGGGCAAACGCACUGAAAACGGAUCAAAUACUAUUGUGGUUUGGGUGAUUUCAUAAUUAAUUAUUCUCUUGCAUGCUGAUUUCUAUCUUGUAUAUAUUGCUUGGUAACUUUAAUCAUUGAAUUACCAACAUUAGACUGAGAUGAUAAAAUUGGUGAAAUUACGCCUCAAAUUUUGAAAAAAAAGAUUAGCAGGUUGUUUCAAUGUGUAGUCCAAGGGGACAGAAACAUGUAGAUGUGUUGUUUAUUCUUACUGUUUACUUUUACAGGUUCAGAGAGGGCCUCAGCGUCUUCGUUGCUCUGGCUGCAAUCGAGGAGCACUGUGAUGUCCUGGCACCAGUCUUCCUGGCAGACCAGAAAACGCUGUGUGCCUCAGAUGUGGUUGCACUUUUUGUAACACGCAGCUUCUCACUGGCUGGAUCCAACAGGAAAAGAGCGGAGCUAAAAACCAUUGCCUAUUGGAGAGACUGGCUCCUGCAGGUGGAGGAUGGCGCAUCCCAGCUGAGCCUGGGAGAUAUCCUUAUUUUUUCCACUGGGCUAGACAAAAUCCCAGCAAUGGGAUUUCCCACACAGCCGGAGCUGGAAUUUCUCCAUCCGGAAGAUGGACCGGCCAUGUUCCCAAUGGCAAAUACAUGUGGACCAGUACUGCGCCUGCCUGUACAGCCAACAUUCCCCAAGUUUGAAAGUGCUAUGGAAAUGGGGAUUGGGGGCGCAAUUCAAUUUGGCAUACAUUGAAACCAAUUUCACCCGUGCUCUCAGUUUUUGUUGUUUCAGUUGUUCCAAAUCUUUUUCAGUUUUUUAUAAAAAAAUUGGAUUGACAGAGAAAAUGUAGAGUGUAACUUUCAAGUUUUUGACUUUUGGUUUCUUCUGACCCUCCAAACCGGAUCCUGGGUCUGUUCUACUGCAAUGUUCUUAUUAUUUUUUUUGUUGUGAAUAUAAGUUGUGACGUUUUAAAGAUGUGUUUGAUUCAGACAUUUGUUUUGACAUGUGCAGACUAUCAAUAUGUGAUUAAUAUGUUGUGUUGUUGAUUUCCAAUAUAUGUGAUUAAUAAGGUGCAACGUUGUUUUUUCUUUUCUUUUAAAUUCUUGCCCUGUUAUGUAUGUGGCACUGUUAUAGGCUGGCGACCUGUCCAUG
This is a messenger RNA of Scophthalmus maximus (turbot), 1582 nucleotides long. Its product is annotated as G2/M phase-specific E3 ubiquitin-protein ligase-like. The record is from RefSeq and is a predicted model, not a curated record. NCBI's taxonomy places the organism in Eukaryota, Metazoa, Chordata, Actinopteri, Pleuronectiformes, Scophthalmidae. Bases 653 to 1183 code for a protein of 176 amino acids. The transcript has 2 exons. Gene Ontology annotation, molecular function: ubiquitin-protein transferase activity.